Ornithodoros turicata is the source of this 3432-nucleotide messenger RNA. RefSeq names its product zinc finger protein 239-like. Gene Ontology annotation, biological process: regulation of transcription by RNA polymerase II. The transcript has a single exon. Gene Ontology annotation, cellular component: nucleus. Gene Ontology annotation, molecular function: RNA polymerase II cis-regulatory region sequence-specific DNA binding; DNA-binding transcription factor activity, RNA polymerase II-specific. Lineage: Eukaryota; Metazoa; Arthropoda; Arachnida; Ixodida; Argasidae. The coding region runs from base 266 to 1420 and encodes 384 amino acids. The record is from RefSeq and is a predicted model, not a curated record.
UGUUUGUUUGGCUACAUGCAUUGACAUUGACCGCCUGGAAGAUCAGCUCAAGGCUCACAAAACAAAGCCAUUUACCUGCAACACAUAUUCCGCGACAUUCUGUGACGCAUCAACUCUGCGAGUGCAUGCAAAAAGUCACACGGGAGAAGGGUUGCACAAGUGCACGACACGUGCACUUGCAUGCGCAUCGGGUGCAUGCAAGGGCGACCUUGGCCCUGCAGAGUUCAGCCAGAGCACGAGCCUGUCGGAUCAUAAUCGAACACAAAUGGGUGAGAAGCUAUACAAGUGCAAUCUAUGCCACGCAGAGUUCAGUGAGAACACAAAGCUGCGGAGUCACAAGUUAACACACAAGGGCGAGAUGCCGUACAAGUGUGAUCUCUGUCCUGCAGACUACAGCCAGAGAAGAAGCCUGUUGCAUCACAAGCGAACACACAGAGGUGAGAAGCCAUACAAGUGCGAUCUCUGCCGUGCAGAGUUCAGUGACAGCAGAAAGCUGCAGCAUCACAAGCAAACACACACGGAGGAGAGGCCAUACAAGUGCGACCUCUGUCCUGCAGACUACAUGCAGAGCACAAGCCUGAUGCGUCACAAGCGAACGCACACAGGCGAGAAGCCAUACAAGUGCGAUCUCUGCCAUGCAGAGUUCUAUGACAGCACGACACUGCAGCAUCAUAACCGAAAACACACGGACGGAAGGCCAUACAAGUGUGAUGCCUGUCCUGCGGCGUUCAGCAACAGGACAAGCCUGUCAUAUCACAAGCAAAAACACAUGGGUGACACACCCUAUAAGUGCGAUCUCUGUCCUGCAGAGUUCAUGCAAAACACGACCCUGCAGUGUCACAGACGAAUCCACACAGGCGAAAAGCCAUACAAGUGUAGUCUCUGUCCUGCAGGGUACAGCUAUAGAACGAGCCUGUCACGUCAUAUGCGAACACACACUGGUGAGAAGCCGUACAAGUGUGGUCUCUGCCAUGCAGAGUUCAGGGAGAAAACAAAACUGAAACGUCACAAGCGAACACACAAAGGCGAGAGGCCAUACAAGUGCGACCUCUGUCCUGCAAAGUACAACCAGAGCACAAGGCUGUCGUAUCACAGGCGAAAACACACGGGUGACACGCCCUAUAAGUGCGAUCUUUGUCAUGCAGAGUUCAACCAGAGCUUAAACCUGCAGAGUCACAGGCAAACACACACGGGCGAGAAGCCAUGCAAGUGUGGUCUCUGUGGUACAGAGUUCAGCGAGAGCACAGAACUACAAAAUCUCAUGCAAACACACGUGGGUGAGAGGCCAUACAAGUGUGAUCUCUGUCCUGCAAAAUUCAGCUACAGCAGAAGCCUGUCGUGUCACAUGCGAACACACUGGUCAAGAAGGCAUAGAAGUGCGAUCUCUGCUGUGCAGAGUUCAGUGAGAGCACGAAGCUGAGGAAUCACAAGUGAACAUGCAAGCGAGAAGCCAUACAAGUGCAAUCUCUCUCCUGCGGAGUUCAACCAGAGCAGAAGCCUGUCGCGCCAUAACCGAGCACCCAAGGGUGAAAAGCCAUACAAGUGUGAUCUCUGCCUUCCAGUGUUCAGUUAGAGCACUUGUCUGCACAAUCACAAGUAGACACACAUGAGCGAAAAGCCACAAAUAUGCGACCGCUGUCCUGCAGGGCCAACAGCGGGAACUUGCGGUGUUAGAAGCCGACAUGCAUGAGCGAGAAGCCCUACAAGUGCGAUCUCUCCUGCAGAGUUCAACGAGAGCACAAGCCUGUCGUGUCACAAUUAAACACACAUGGGCGACACACCAUCUCUGUGUGUCAGAGUUCAGCCAGAGCAUGAGUGUGCCUAAUCAUAUGUGGACACACAUGGGUGAGAAGCCAUAAACGUGUGACGUCGCUUCUGACGCGUUCACCUGCAACAACAACUUGCAGUGUCAGAAGUGGACACACAAGGAGCCCUAGAAAGGCGAUCUCUGUCUGGGAGAAUUCAGCCAGAGCGCAGACCUGGGGCAUCACAAGUGGACACAUGCACAGGUGAGAGGCCAUACAAGAGCAUUCUCUGCUCUGCGUACUUCAGGCAGUGCACAAACCUGCAGCGUUACAAGUGGGCCUACAUGGACGUGAUGCCAUGCAAAUGCAACCUCUGUACUGCGGGGUUUAGCGAGAGCAUGAAGACACACCAGCCAGACAAUAAGCUGUGAACAGAGAAUUGGCCCAUUCAGCCAAAGCGGACCUGUGGGUUCAGAAGUAGUCAUGACACUCUUGGAAUAGAAGCCGUCCAAGUGCAGAGGGCACGUACACAUGAAAGCGGUCGUCCAAGCGUCAGUUGUGUUCCUUCACAUGUAUUGAAUCUAAAGACUUAAAGAAGCACAUGGUAAUGUACGGAGAGGAAUGGCUGUACAGAUGUAGUCUGUAUCCCACUGCAUCCGAUUUCUCUGUGAUUUGAAACUCGCAUCCAUGAACAGAGCGAAAAAAGAGAGUUGAAUUGCAGCUGGUUUGAGUGGUGACACUUGUGAAAUGCAAAAAAAAAAAAAAAGAAUACUGCCUGGAAAACAGACAAACCUGAAAAACAUCAUUCACAGGCACUGAACUGCCAACCAGGGCCUACUUCAGUGAGCAAAUCGCUCUUGUUUGCGUUUCUGAUUUUAUUCCCCAAGUGAUUAAUUCUUAUUUUCUUACUCUUGUUUUAUGUCCUACGUCUUCUCUAACGCUAAAAUGAACAAAUAAAUCGAACCAAAGACAUAAACAAUUCUGCAAGAUGUGACAGCUUGUGACCAAAAUCCUGAGAACUACUUUUAAUGCCACUAGCAGCUGUAGUGGAAUGGAUUACGACCACUGAAAUGAAAGUCUGUGUUUCAUUUAGCUUCAUGCAAGCAAAAUUAGUUCACACAGCGCUACCGGUUAGAAGAAAAACGCAAUGAAAACAGAGCAGACUUUGGCGGCAACGAAUGGGAUCCCCCGGAGGCGAAGAUUGGCAGCAUCCAAUGAGACAGCAGGAGAAGCACACGCAUAGCUAUCGUGGCCGUGUAGAUUUGGAACGGGCCCGAUCGUAAUGUUCCGUAUAUGCGCGGCAUGAUGCGCACUACUGCAUUUUUGGAUACCGAUUUAAUUGUAGCCCACAACAGUUCUCGUGAAUGUUCCACUGGCAGCAUUUAUCUUCACAUCCUUUGGACAGCGACGCCAGGCCGCAUCGCACUGGCGUGCAAAAACACAGAGCUCUGUUUUUCACAGAGACCUUGAUGGCGUGGCACGUGCUGCACGCGCAGCAUGGGAGCACCGAUGCACGAGCUGAAAUGACGUUCACUGCCUAGCGCCGAAGCAAGAAAGAGUCCGGUAUAAUUUCCAUUGUAGCUCCGUAUCGGAAUCAAAGGUUUGAGUUAUGAUAACAAGUAACUGGGAGUGAUCUUUUCUUUGCAUUUUAGUGCUCCUUUAAUGGCGAAUUCGCUUGGUCAAAAUG